Xiphias gladius (swordfish) is the source of this 807-nucleotide messenger RNA. RefSeq names its product interferon-induced protein 44-like. The record is from RefSeq and is a predicted model, not a curated record. Lineage: Eukaryota; Metazoa; Chordata; Actinopteri; Istiophoriformes; Xiphiidae.
AUGACCAAUCCAGCUUUGGCCAGCACAAACACCUCUGACAAAAGUUUCACCAAAAAAGGGACUUCAAAUGGAGUCAGCAUGGAAGACACAAAACUGGCCAUCAAGGGACAUGUGAAUGAUGGUUACAAGGUACAACCUGUGUCUUCGUUGUCCAGCGGUGAUCCGGGCUACAACCCUUCACCCUCUCCAGAUGACAAAGUUCAUGUUCUGGUUUUUGUCUGUUCCGCUAACUCAGCAGAAAUUAAGCAAUCAGUUUUGAUGAAGAUGAGGGACAUCAGAGAGGAAGCCAGCAACAUGGGCAUUCCCCAACUGGCAGUUGUUACCAAAAUUGAUGAGGCCUGUGGUGAAACUGAAAAGGAUGUGACGAAUGUCUACAAGAGCAAAUACAUAAAGAGAAAGAUGAGAGAUCUCAGCUUAUCACUGGGUAUUCCACUGAACUGCAUCUUUCCUGUGAAGAACUACAGUGAAGAAUCUCCACUGAAGGAUAUUGACUCACUGAUCCUGAGCGCUCUGAAGCUGAUAAUUGACUUUGGAGAUGAAUUCAUAAACAAAGGAGACGGAUCCCCCUGCGGUCAGGGUGCGUGGAUCCUUUUCAAGGUUUACAGCGCAGGACACUCCUGCGCUGACCAGAGAACAGAUCAGGAGGGUGUUGCUUUAGGUGUGGACAUGUUUAGAAGGUGUGUGCCAUACCUCUACGUCAUCACCACCAUCCAGAAGGUUCUUCAAGCAGCUGCAAACCAGAGGGUCCUCCACGUCAUCAUCAGCACACUCACCCCUACCUGCUCAGAGCAAGGAAGCCAUGGAUGA